Phytophthora infestans T30-4 is the source of this 1875-nucleotide messenger RNA. RefSeq lists its product as uncharacterized. The transcript has 3 exons. The record is from RefSeq and is a predicted model, not a curated record. The coding region runs from base 1 to 1875 and encodes 624 amino acids. Lineage: Eukaryota; Oomycota; Peronosporomycetes; Peronosporales; Peronosporaceae.
AUGCCGCCUCCUGUGCCUGUUGCAAUGACCUCCAAACCCGGUGCUACCAUUGUUGUGAGCAAUGCGGAGCUCCUCGCGACGGGGGUAUCACAUGAUAAGGCGAAGCGACUAAGUGUACAAGAGUGGAUGAUCAAUAAGUCGAGAGCCUCAGCAUCAAGUCAAAUGAGCAACGGCGUGCGACAUUAUCAGCAGCAGCAGUCGCACCCACAAGCGACCGAGUUUCAGAUGGCAGAUCCGCCAGUCUUCAGUGAUGACCGCUUUGGGGCAGGUGCUUGCGCCAACAACACCUUCACAUCACAUAUGACCGCAAAGGAAGAAGAGCAGUAUCUCGACUUCACCGAGCAGUUCCGAGAUGAACUUGACGACGACCACAUUCCCAAUGCGGGUGGCAACAAUGGAGUGAAAGCUGGAGGUAACAACAACACCGACGACAAAUUCCAUGCCCGAGUAACUCGCUGGAAGUCUCAGAAGGAUGCUGAUCGAGAGCAAAUGAAGCAGCAGCUACUACAGUCAGAACUAGACGAAUGCACGUUUGCUCCCAAGAUCAAUCCGAAGUCUACCAAAGUUGCUGCAAAGCUACGUGGACGACAGUCAUCUAGUCAAGGCCUCAGUGUCCUGCAAGCUGUCUCUGAGCGACUAUACCAGGAAGCAGAUAACUACAGGCUUCGAGAAGAGCUAGCAACGAAGCUGAAAGCCGACGAGGAAGCAGAGAUCGACCGUCAGUGCACGUUUAGGCCAAAGAUUAAUCCAAGUGACAAAGUCAAGGCAAAGUACAUGAAGUCCAAACCAACUUCUUCUUCGUCGCUGACAGCAGCAUCACGUGAAGCCGCUGCGAAGGAGCUGGCUGAAUGCACGUUCUAUCCUAAAGUCAACGGAAUUCGAUCCGAGAUGGUCUCUGCCCAACUUUACUUGCAACAAAAUAUUUACGAGCGUCUGAGCAAGCCUUGUUGUGACGCAGACGAUACGAAAUCCCCGGCUAAAAGCCGCAGUGGGAGAAGAAGGAGCUUAUCUUUGUUUGGUGACGACGACGAAGAUAGGGACAUGCUGGAUGUAACCUCCUGCCAAGACGACAUUUCCGUUCGGCCAGGCGGCAAAAGUCGACGUCGAUUGUCAUCAAGUGCGCGACGCGGACAAGGACCGCGCUCUGUGGACGGUGAUGAGCAGACCCAGGAGAGCAAAGAGGAGCGUGCCCGACAGUUCAGGAACUUCAUUGAGCGACAGAAGUUUCACGAACAAGCUCGCCACAAGCGGAUUGAGCUAACCAAGCAGCAACUUACACCUGAUUACAAGCCGACUAUCAAUAAGAAGUCUCUUGCCUUGAUGGGAAAUGGUCGCAAGGGUGACUUUUUAGAACGAAUUUCUUCGUAUGCGUUGCGUAAAGAGCAUGACAACGUCAAGAAGAAGACUGUUCGAUCGACGGACCCGAAUUGCACGUUUAAGCCGGCGAUCAAUCAGGCUAGUACCAAGCGAAAACCUCGAUCCAUCACCGAACUCAGUCGCGGUGACUUGCUGCGACGAGAGACGACGCAGCGGCUGAUGAAGCUGAAGAUGGAGCAAGAGGACAUGGCAGCGUUGACCUUCCGGCCACAGCUGAACCGCGUGUCGGACCGUUACGAAGGUCGACUAAAGAUUCUCUCGAGCCCCGACACGUAUCUGCAGCGUAUUCAGCAGCAGAGCCAGGCACAUACCAUAAAGCAGCGCCGAGCUAUCCAAGAGAAGGAAAUUGGGGAGUUCGCCGAGUGUACGUUCAAGCCGCGCACGAUCGAAGCUCCAGCAUAUGUGCAACGCAUCGCGAGAAGCGUAUCACUAACCAAGGCGCUGCGUGCGCAGCAACAAGCUGUAGCCCGAGCGAAGGAGAAGCCCGAGUGGAAGUAG